Macadamia integrifolia is the source of this 1648-nucleotide messenger RNA. RefSeq names its product cytochrome P450 89A2-like. The record is from RefSeq and is a predicted model, not a curated record. The transcript is spliced from 2 exons. Lineage: Eukaryota; Viridiplantae; Streptophyta; Magnoliopsida; Proteales; Proteaceae. Gene Ontology annotation, cellular component: membrane. Bases 86 to 1615 code for a protein of 509 amino acids. Gene Ontology annotation, molecular function: iron ion binding; oxidoreductase activity, acting on paired donors, with incorporation or reduction of molecular oxygen, NAD(P)H as one donor, and incorporation of one atom of oxygen; heme binding.
UCAUUUCACUUAAUCACAGAGUAUCCAUAACCUCGACGUCUCCCUGCUUCUCUACUAACAUAUUAUCUCUUAUCUGCUCUCUAUCAUGGAGUUCUGGUUCAUAAUUCUCUCCCUCUGCAUCUGCUUUGCUCUCAAAUUGCUUCUCAAUCUCAUCCUAGACAAGAAAUACAACAAAAGAGAACACAAACUCAAACUCCCACUCCCACUCCCACCAGGACCCUUUACUUUUCCCAUCAUAGGAAACUUGUUUUGGCUGAGUAAAUCCUUCUUAGAUCUUGAAGCUAUCCUCAGAGAUCUGCAUGCUAAGUACGGCCCAAUUGUUACUCUUCAUAUUGGUUCCCAAAGAGUCAUCUUCAUAAGAACACAUACUCUUGCCCAUGAAGCCCUCGUCAAGAAUGGAGCUAUCUUUGCUAGUCGACCUCCGGUCAUCGGCCUCAUCCGCCUCAUACAUCGAUUUGACAUCAAUUCAUUGGAAUAUGGCCCCGUCUGGCGGCUUCUCCGCCGCAAUCUUACAACUGAGGUGCUCCACCCUUCUCGUUUAAAGUCUUAUGCUCAUGCCCGGAAAUGGGUAUUGCAGGUACUAACCAAGAAGCUCAAAGUUGAAUCACAAUCCGGAAAGGCUGCACCCGUGAUGAAUCACAUCCAAUAUGCAAUGUUUUCCCUACUAGGGUUCAUGUGUUUUGGUAAAAAACUUGAUGAGAAGGAGAUUAGAGAGAUCGAAGCUGUCCAAACCACCCUCUUAGUAAAUUUCAGUAGGUUUGCAGUUCUCAAUUUCUUGCCAUGGUUUGCGAGGAUUUUCUUCCAAAAGCUAUUGAAAGAACUCCAAGAGAUCCUACGUAAGCAGGAAAAUCUCUUCAUCCCUCUCAUCAGAGCUCGUAAUUUAAAGCUAGAGGAAGAUUUUGUCAUCUCAUAUGUUGAUACAUUGCUCGAUCUCAAGCUCCCAGAUGAUGGAAGAAAGCUCAGUGAAGCUGAAAUGGUGAGUUUAUGUUCAGAGUUUCUUAUCACAAGCACAGACACAACAUCCACUGCAUUGCAAUGGAUAUUGGCCAAUUUAGUGAAGCAACAACAUAUACAAUCAAAGUUGGCUGCAGAAAUUGAGGGAAUAGUGAAGCCCGGAGAGGAGAUAGUUGAAGAGGAUUUGCAGAAGAUGCCGUAUCUGAAGGCGGUGGUGCUUGAGGGCCUACGGCGGCACCCGCCGGCACAUUUCUUGCUACCACAUGUAGUCACAGAGGAUACAACAUUGAAUGGUUAUCUCAUACCCAAGAAUGCUACUAGCGUGAAUGUCACAGUAGCAGAGAUUGGUUGGGACCCAUAUGCUUGGGAGGAUCCAAUGGAGUUCAGGCCAGAGAGGUUUUUGAGUAGUGAGGAAGGGCAGGAGGUGAUUGAUAUAACAGCGAGGAAGGAGAUUAAAAUGAUUCCAUUUGGUGCAGGGAGAAGGAUUUGCCCUGCUCUUGGUUUGGCAUUGCUUCAUUUGGAGUAUUUUUUGGCCAAUUUGGUGAGGGACUUCGAAUGGAAGGCUACGGAUGGAGAUGAUAUUGAUUUAUCAGAGAAGCAAGAUUUCACUUGUGUGAUGAAGAAUCCACUCCAUGCCCUUAUCCAUUCAAGGAUGAUGUAGGUUUACCUUAAUCUGAUCAUAUUGCUUUAAUAA